UCGGGUUAUAAAUAAUCAGCUCUAAACAGUAAACAAUUCCGCCUCCACUCUCCUCCGUUCUGAACCAAAACCGCCAACGAUUUGCCGCAAUCCCUCCGCCGCCGACGAAAAUUUUGCCGACGAAAUUUUCCUACCAGUCCCUCCACCGCCGUUAUGGCUAAUGGAACUGCAAGACGCCUUCUUCACAACUUCCAUUAUGCUAGAAAUUUUCUCAGGAAACAGCAGUGGCAGGCAAGAUCUGUAACUGUGAAUAAUGUUCUUAUGCAUUUUCAGAGGACAAAAGUAGAUAAGGUGGAAAAAGGUGUGCAUAAAGAAGGUGAAGUUUUACAAGAAGUUUCUGGAAGGUCAGAAAUGGGGAAGAAUAGCAAAAAAGGUUCUAAACGUACCAAGUCCGUUUCUGAAGCUGAAGAUACAACUGAUAGUAACCGGAUGUUAGAGCUUGCAUGGUGGACAAAAGCAAUUGAACCAGCUUUGCAAUUGUAUAGGUGGGCACUGUCAUCAGGGGACGGAAUUCCACCUAGAACUCGUUCUGUUUCAGAAAUCAUUGCAAGUAUCCAGCGGAGUAAGACAGGAAUCCAGGAUUGGAGCUUGAGUGAUCUUACAAUUGGAUUAUGCCUUAUAUAUCUCCGCCAGGCUUCAACAAAUCCAUUGGAGGACCUUAAGGGUGUCCAGAUUUCUUCAGAUGCGAUGGUCGAAGAUCUCAUCUACUUCGUUGAACUAGCUAAAGGUUCUUAUAAGAAUUCUGCAGCUAUGCUUGCCAAAACCACCAUGCUUCGAGAGUGCAACAUAUUAAAAUUUGUUAAAAAUUCGAGUGUUAUGAGGCCUGGUUAUUAUAUAGGGGUUGAUACAAGAAAGAAACUUGUAAUCUUUGGAAUUCGAGGAACUUACACAGUAUAUGAUCUCAUCACUGAUAUUAUUACAACAAGCGAUGGAGAUGUGACUUUUGAAGGAUAUUCUAUGCACUUUGGCACGUCUGAAUCUGCUCGCUGGUUUCUUCAGCAUGAGAUUGGAAUGAUAAGAAGAUGCUUGGAGAAAUAUCAGGGUUUUAGGUUAAAGCUGGUGGGUCAUUCUCUUGGUGGAGCUAUAGCUUCGUUACUAGCUGUAAUGCUUCGUAAAAUGUCAAAUAAGGAACUUGGAUUUAGCCCUGAUAUUGUUUCUGCCAUUGGAUAUGCAACGCCUCCUUGUGUUUCAAGGAAACUUGCUGAGAGUUGUGCCGAUUAUGUUACCACUGUUGUGAUGCAGGGUGAUGUUAUCCCUAGAUUAAGUGUAGCUUCUCUAACAAGGCUAAGGAUUGAAAUUCUACAAACUGAUUGGAUGAGUUUGAUAGAUAAAGAAGACUGGAAAAGUGUCAUUGGUUUGGUCACAAAUGCAAAGCAGGUAGUUACAUCAGUACAAGAUGUUGCUCGAAAACUUGCGGAUUUUGCAAAGUUCCCAAGCAAGAAAAGAUCCUCUGAUGAUAGCAAUAGAAAAAAGUCAGAUGUGGCCUCUGGAUCUCCUCCACACCCUACCGCUGCGCUGCAGAGUGCUACCGCUACUCAAAACGAAGCUGCAAGAUGUAAAAUUCCGGACGAACUAUUUGUGCCAGGGACAGUAUAUUAUCUGAAGAGGCAUACGGAUAGUACUCCAGAAUACUUCACUCUGUGGAAGCGGUAUCCCGAUGAACAUUUCCAGCAAAUAGUGCUCUCAAGCAUCCUCAUUUCGGAUCAUACAUGUGAUAGCCACUACUAUGCUUUGAGGGAUGUACUUAAAGGCCUACCAUCAUGCAGCCAGCAAUGAAGGUAUUUUCUCAUACCACUUGAAAAUAUAGUAAUACAAUUCAAAAUAGUAACACAAAGAGAACAAAUACAUGAGAAGGGAGGAUGUUUUUUUUUUCCUUUCUUUUUUUGCCAUUCGGAGAGCCUUUUUGUUAACCCCGUUGGUCGUGUGUAUCCUAGUUUCUCCAUGUAGUUUUCACUCAUUCAUAAAAUUUAAAAAUUAAUUGGUUAUUUUUUCUUUUGACAAUAAAUGGGAUGGAAAAAUUGAAUAUGUAGUCUCGAGGUCGGUAGUGCAAGUUUUAUGUCAAAUUGAACA
This is a messenger RNA of Benincasa hispida (wax gourd), 2070 nucleotides long. RefSeq names its product alpha/beta-Hydrolases superfamily protein. Lineage: Eukaryota; Viridiplantae; Streptophyta; Magnoliopsida; Cucurbitales; Cucurbitaceae. The record is from RefSeq and is a predicted model, not a curated record. Gene Ontology annotation, biological process: lipid metabolic process.